Camelus dromedarius (Arabian camel) is the source of this 686-nucleotide messenger RNA. RefSeq names its product interferon-induced transmembrane protein 1. The record is from RefSeq and is a predicted model, not a curated record. Gene Ontology annotation, biological process: host-mediated suppression of symbiont invasion; type I interferon-mediated signaling pathway; response to type II interferon. Lineage: Eukaryota; Metazoa; Chordata; Mammalia; Artiodactyla; Camelidae. The coding region runs from base 158 to 535 and encodes 125 amino acids. Gene Ontology annotation, cellular component: plasma membrane. The transcript has 2 exons.
AGGAAGAGGAAAUUUCAGAGGAUUCAAAACAUCUGGGGAAACAGAGCGUCCCUUGAGCACCAUCCAGGCGGUCCAGGCGUCGGACCACAGCUGCUCACUCCCCUGCUCAGAAAACCCACUUCUGAGACACCAGCACCUGCUUCUCUCAACUCCUGAGAUGCUCAAAGAAGAGCACCAGGUGGGGGUGCUGGGAGCUCCCAAUUACCUGGCCCCCGUGCCCCCCACCGUGAUCAACAUCCGCAGUGAGACCUCCGUGCCCGACCACAUCGUCUGGUCCCUGUUCAACAGCCUCUUCCUGAACGUGUGCUGCCUGGGCUUCGUGGCAUUCGCCUACUCCGUGAAGUCCAGGGACCGGAAGAUGGUGGGCGACGUCCUUGGGGCCCAGAGCUAUGCCUCCACCGCCAAGUGCCUGAACGUCUGCGCCCUGGUGCUGGGCAUCCUUCUGACCAUUGGAGUCAUCGUUCUCCUCGGGGUUGGACAUGUGGCAGUCUACCAAAUGGUUUCAGAGUUUAUGAAGAAGAAUAGAGGCUACUAACAGCUACCCAUGGAAGGCAGCCCAGGUCUUCCACCAUCCACUGCUGUCCCUGCCCCUGAGGCUGGGAGCCUGCUCUCAACCCACCCUUUACACAGCAGUUUAUAAACACACCUGAUGACAACUGAAUUCAAUAAAGUGCACUUGUAUGUGA